Messenger RNA from Musca vetustissima, 2149 nucleotides. RefSeq names its product unc-112-related protein-like. The record is from RefSeq and is a predicted model, not a curated record. Bases 2 to 2149 code for a protein of 715 amino acids. Lineage: Eukaryota; Metazoa; Arthropoda; Insecta; Diptera; Muscidae. Gene Ontology annotation, molecular function: integrin binding. Gene Ontology annotation, cellular component: cell-substrate junction. Gene Ontology annotation, biological process: cell-matrix adhesion; integrin-mediated signaling pathway. The transcript has a single exon.
CAUGAUUCACGUCGGUGAAAAUACAUGGAAUCUGAGGAUUUUCAUUACGGACCUACAGGUGGAAAAGCACCUGAGGGUUAAGGGCGAUCAGCAUAUAGGCGGUAUUAUGCUGCAACUGGUCGAUCCGGAAAAUCCCAAAGAUUGGUCAGAUCAUGCCCUUUGGUGGCCUGAAAAGAACAUUUGGUUGACACGAACACGUUCCACGUUGGAUCAAGUGGGCGUACAAGCAGAUACUCUGUUGCAUUUCACACCAAUGCACAAAGUGUUGCGGGUACAGCUGCCAGAUCUGCGAUACCUUGAUUGUCGUGUAGACUUUUCGACAAAGACAUUUGCUGCUGUUGUCAAUUUGUGCAAAGAUUUGGACAUACGUCAUCCAGAAGAGUUGUCAUUCUGCAAGCCACUAGAAGCGGAGCAUUUAAAGAAAAACUUUGGAAAAUUCCCACCGAAAAAAGUGCCCAUUGUUGAACCAAAUGGUACGGUAUAUUUACAGCCAGCACCAGAUACCAAUUCGUUUAUACCGUUGAAUUCGGCAUAUCGUGGAAGCAAUGGUAGUUUGGACCGUACACAGAAUGGCAAUUUUCUAUGUGCUCCUGUGUCACCUUACGGCACAACACCACGCCGAACAGCAGGCACAGCCCCAGGCACCCCCAUAAGUUCGCCAACUGGCACCUGGAAGGCAAGCAGUAAUGGCUAUGCCACAUAUGAUUCUGGUUCCAGUCUUGGUGAUUUCCAAGAGAAUUUAGCCGCAUCACCACGUUGCCCCAGUCCAGAUGUAAGAUCCCGGUUGGUACGUCCAAAAACUCUAAUUGAAAAGGCGCGCAUGAAUGUGGGCUGGUUAGACUCAUCACUGUCCAUUAUGGAGCAGGGCAUUCGGGAAUAUGACACCCUAUGCCUUCGCUUUAAAUACUACACUUUCUUCGACUUGAAUCCAAAAUAUGAUCAGGUUCGUAUAAAUCAAUUAUAUGAACAGGCGAAGUGGUCCAUAUUGAACGAGGAACUUGACUGUACCGAUGAAGAAAGUCUAAUGUUUGCCGCUUUACAAUUUCAAAUAAAUCAACAGAACGAAACGUAUCAAGGUAUGGAUUCGUCGCGGCUUGAUUCUUCGCGUGCAGACAAUGGUGGAGGUGGUGGAACAGAUGAUGAUAUUGAUUCGGCACUGAAUGAAUUGCAAAUCUCUCUGGAGGGAGGACAAACAAAUACCGAUGCAAAUAUUACAAAGAUACCUGAGCUGUCGGACUAUUUACGCUUCUUGAAGCCAAGGAAAUUUACCCUAAAAGGAUACAAGCGGUAUUACUUUACCUACCGCGAUCUGCACUUACACCUCUAUAAGAGUGCAGAAGAGUCAAGGCGCGCAGCUCCAGCAAUUACCAUCAAUCUGAAAGGGUGUGAGGUUACACCAGAUAUUGUUCUGUCGCAGGGCAAAUUCUCAAUACGUUUAGAAGUACCGCCAGAGGGCGGUAAUGGUCCCAACAAUGAAGUUUGGAUACGUUGUGAAAAUGAGGAACAAUAUGCCAAAUGGAUGGCUGCCUGCCGUUUGGCCUCCAAGGGACGUUCUUUGGCCGACAGUUCAUACGAAAGCGAAGUUUCGAAUAUAAAAACGUUAUUGAAUUUACAAAAACCAGCCCAUGGUGUGGCGGUCAACAUUGACCCCCGUUCAAUUGAUGCCAACGAAUAUUUAUCACCUCGAAUUCUAAGAAAGUUUUCAAGUAAAGCCGCCCAACGUAUCUUGGAAGCACACGCAAACGUGAGUCAGCUGUCAUUAAUCGAUGCGAAACUGAAAUAUAUACAGGCCUGGCAGUCGUUGCCCAACUUUGGAGUAUCAUUUUUCGUUAUCAAAUUCGACGGCCAUAAAAAGGAAGAGUUAUUGGGUGUUGCCUACAAUCGCAUUAUGCGCAUGGACUUGAAUACAGGCGAUCACAUAAAGACCUGGCGUUACAAUCACAUGAAAGCAUGGAAUGUUAACUGGGGCAUCAAGUGUAUGAUGAUUCAGUUCCACGACGAGAACGUUGUAUUCUCGGUACAAUCGGCUGAUUGCAAAGUAGUUCAUGAAUUUAUUGGCGGUUAUAUAUUUAUGUCGAUGCGUUCGAAAGAGAACAAUCAGACACUAAAUGAAGAAAUGUUCCACAAGCUAACCGGUGGAUGGGUUUAA